Purpureocillium takamizusanense is the source of this 1062-nucleotide messenger RNA. RefSeq lists its product as uncharacterized. The transcript is spliced from 2 exons. The record is from RefSeq and is a predicted model, not a curated record. NCBI's taxonomy places the organism in Eukaryota, Fungi, Ascomycota, Sordariomycetes, Hypocreales, Ophiocordycipitaceae. The coding region runs from base 1 to 1062 and encodes 353 amino acids. Gene Ontology annotation, molecular function: hydrolase activity, acting on ester bonds.
AUGGUUCUCGCAUCGUUGGCGCUGCUGCUUGCCCCGGCGGCGGCCUUGGCCGCUUCCAUCCCGUUGCAGAGGACAGCCGCCCUGCCGGCCUCCUUCGCAAUUGAAAACCUGGUCACGUUCGGGGACAGCUACACCGACGAGGCCCGCCUCACGUACAUGAAGGCAAACCACAAGCUGCCCCCCACCGACUCGAUGCUGCCCGCGAGCGACCACACGUGGAGCGGCGGGUAUGCCUGGGGCCGCCUCGUCGCCAACCGCACGGGGGCGAGAUACUACGACUACGCCGUCGCGGGGGCCAUGUGCGCCGACGCGCUCGUCCCGCGGCGGCUCAACGAGAUCGACGCGCCGUUCCCCAGCGUCCGGGACUACGAGCUCUCCGCCUUCGACCAGGGCCUGCAGUACGACAAGCUGUACCCGGACCGGCGCGACGACAACACCGUCUACGCGCUGUGGAUCGGGACCAACGACCUCGGCAUCGACGGCUUCCUGGGCGACCGGGAGAACGCGGGGCAGACGCUCGACUCCUUCGUCGACUGCGUGUGGGACGUCUUCGACCGCAUCUACGAGACGGGCGGCCGCCGCUUCGUCCUCAUGACGGAGCUGCCCCUCGAGACGGCGCCCAUGUACGCCAGGCCCGCGGGCUACGGCCACGGCAACGACCGCUACUGGGCCGACCCGUCGGCCUACGACGUCAAGGCGUACCUCGACAGGCUGGCCGGCUCCAUCAAGCACGUCAACGAGGCGUUCAGGUCCGGCGCCGACAAGUACCAGCACAACAACGACGGCGGCCGCUGGCAGGACGCGACGCUGUCCAUCUUCAACGUGCACCAGCUGUGGCUCGACGUCCGCGCGGAUCCAGACAAGUACCUGGACGCGCCGGCGGACAUUGACGGCGCGUAUCGCAACUGCGUAAACGACUGCGUAUACUCGCAGAACCCACGGACCAGCUUUAUGUGGUAUGACGAGCUGCACCCGUCGCAAAGAAUGGAGGAGAUUUUCGCAUCCAAUUUUAUUGACGUCGUGCAAGGCAAGUCCAAGUACGGGACGGACUAUUGCACAUAA